CAUGUACAAAAAUCACAUUUUUCUUGCAGUUACAAAAUGAUAAAAAAAAUUAACUCCUUUGAAGGUACUUAGAUUUCCUUAAGGCUUCCCUAUCCUGUCAAGUCCCAGGAAGCCAUACACAUGCAUCUACCACCAUCUCUGCUAGCAGAUCUUACCAAAGUAAUUCAGCUUCCUUCCAAGCCAGUUGGGAGAAGAGUCUUUGAUGUAGAGCUAGGCAAAUCCAUCUUGCAAGCAUCAAUUUGGCAGCCAUUUCCAUUUCAUCAGUUUUUCCUAGUCCUUCAGGAUGGGGGAGGUAACACUGACUGACAAGCUUUGACAAACAUCUUGAGGGAUCCACAUGAGGCUUUGAAAACCCUAAGCAGAGAGAAGCAUUCUUCCAACUGAUCAAGACAAGGCCUGAAAGGGAAUCUUUGAAGAACCCAAGGAAUACCAAGCAGGAAUUGUUAUUCAUUAGAAAGGGAAUACAAUAGCUUAGAAACCUAAGGCGGUUGCUUGCAUGAUGUUUAUAAACAGCAGGUUUGUGUCACUGGCAGAACAUAGUAUAGUCAUGAGGGGGCAGAGCUGAAAGACAUUGAUUUCCAGUACAUUCUCAACUUGCUAGCAAAUCCCUUGAGCAUUGGUUCUCAAAGUGUGCUCUACAGAGCAUUGGUUCUCAAAGUGUGCUCUACAGAGCUCAACAAAGCAUACUGAAGUGCUCCACAGCUUCCUCCCCCUCCAAGCUUUCCUGCUCUUUCCCCUCUCCCCUUACCAUCAAAUACCUUUUUUUCUCACUUCCUUGACACCCAGAUCCUUUCCGCCUCAACUUCCUUGCUUUCAAAACCCUAUUUCCCUUCCACCACUCAGGGGGUGCUUUGAUUGUGCUUUUCCUGCAUGGCAGAAGGGGGUUGAACUGAAUGGUACCUGGGCUUUCUUCUAUUAUUAUUGUUAUUGUUGUUAUUAUUAUUAUUACAAAGACAGAGUGGCCAUCUAUUAAAGGUGCUUUGUGCUUUUCCUGCAUGGCAGGAGGUGGUUGGACUGGAUGGUUCCUGAGGUUAUUAUUAUUAUUAUUAUUAUUACUAUUAUUAUUACUACAAAGACAGCAUGGCCAUCUGUUGGGGGUGCUUUGCUUGUGCUUUUCCUGCAUGGCAGAAGGGGGUUGAACUGAAUGGUACCAUGGCUUUCUUCUAUUAUUAUUAUUAAUGUUAUUGUUGUUAUUAUUACAAAGACAGCGUGGCCAUCUGUUGGGGGUGCUUUGAUUAUGCUUUCCUGCAUGGCAGGAGGUGGUUGGACUGGAUAGUUGUUGGGUUAUCUAGCAAUCAUGCAUGCAUUUUCAAUGUGGGAUAGUUUAUGUAGUUAGUUUUGCUUGUUGCUUAGUAACCUGAAGCCAAAGCUGCAUUCCAGAGUUGAUGGCACCAUUUUAGGGAAAUGGGAGUAUACUUCCUGGAUACAUAUGCCUUUAGAAUUUGGGGCAUAAAAGGAGAGACUUUCUUUUGUUCUAUCUCUUUGGCUCUUUUUGGCUCUCUUUGGCUCUUCAUGCUUCUUCCUGUUUCUUGAUCCUGCCAUGCCAUGCUGAUGUUACUUCUUGUUAAGAGCCUGGAUCUGGUGACCAUAAUGAUGCAGCUGCAAAUCUCCACAUUGAGAUCUUGAUGCCUUGCUCUACUGCUAAUUUUAAGAAAAACCGGAAGACUUGAGGAGCAUGUGGGAAAUCAUGUGCCACCUUGACUGGACAAUUUGCAACUGGACAAUUUGGACAGAAAAACAAGAAAACUCAUGACCAUUCAUCAUUCACUGCACCCUCGCAGUGAUGUUGACCGGCUCUAUCUGCCUAGAAGAUCAGGGGGCAGAGGACUCUUACAAGUCAAACAAGCAGUCAAAAAAGAAGAACAUGCCCUGGCAGAAUAUAUAAAGCAAAGUGAAGAACCUGCUUUGAUUGAAGUCAAAAAUCAGAAACUCCUCAAAACACAACAGACAAAAAACCAGUACAAGAAAACUGCACUACAAACUAGAGCUGACAGCUGGCACAACAAAACACUGCAUGGAAAGUUCCUUGACAAAAUUGAAGGAAAAGCUGAUAAGGAGAAGACCUGGCUCUGGCUCACGAAUGGGACCCUGAAGAAGGAGACAGAAGGCCUGAUCCUUGCAGCCCAGGAGCAAGCCAUCAGAACAAAUGCAAAUUUGAUCAAAAAAUCAGCUGAUGACCCAAAAUGCAGACUGUGCAAGGAAGCUGACGAAACCAUUGAUCAUAUCCUCAGCUGCUGUAAGAAAAUUGCACAGACAGACUACAAACAGAGGCACAACUGUGUAGCCCAAAUGAUCCAUUGGAACUUAUGCCUCAAGUACCACCUGCCAGCAGCAAAGAACUGGUGGGAUCACAAACCAGCAAAGGUCGUGGAAAAUGAACACGCAAAGAUACUGUGGGACUUCCGAAUCCAGACUGACAAAGUUCUGGAACACAACACACCAGACAUCACACUUGUGGAAAAGAACAAGGUUUGGAUCAUUGAUGUUGCCAUCCCAGGUGACAGUCGCAUUGAUGAAAAACAACAGGAAAAACUCAGCCGCUAUCAGGACCUCAAGAUGGAACUUGUACAGGUGGUCCCAGUAGUGAUGGGCACACUGGGUGCUGUGCCAAAAGAUCUCAGCCGGUAUUUGGAAACAAUAGACAUUGACAAAAUUACGAUCUGCCAACUGCAAAAGGCCACCCUGCUGGGAUCUGCACGCAUCAUCCGAAAAUACAUCACACAGUCCUAGACACUUGGGAAGUGUUCGACUUGUGGUUUUGUCAAAAAAAAUCCAGCAUAUCUAUCUUGUUUGCUGUGUCAUACAACGUCAUUGUGUCAAUAAUAAUAAUAAUAAUAAUAAUAAUAAUAAUAAUAAUAAUUGGCUUUCUAGGAAUCACUAGGUCUUCCAGAGUGCCUCUAUAAUCAACUUCCGCCAGAGCUUCCUGCAUUACAAAUCUUUCCACAAUACCACCUUAUUGGCCCAAAGCCUCUCUAAAGAAAAACAGACAUAUCUUUGCUCUAGACCAGUGGUUCCCAACCUGUGGUCUGUGGACCACCAAUGGUCUCCAAGAACUAAAUAUGGUUCGCGGCCUCACUGUUAGUACACCAUUGCAACAAGAGCGACUGGUCUUACAAUACUCUCUUAUAGUGCCAAGGCAAUGGGGAUGUUGGGAGGAGAGAGGCUGACUACCCUCGAAAGGCGCUUUUUAGGUUCCUGGGGUUAUUUGGGAUGCCAAUUCAGAAAAAUGCAUUGGAUUGGAUUUAAUAAUCUAGACCACAUUAGCUCUAGAUUAUUAAAUAUGGUUUUCUGUGGGCAAGCAGACGGUGACUACUGGGUGGCAUAUGUCCUGUAUCAGAAACUAGAGCUGAUGUGGUCUAUCCAAUGCAAUUUUCUGAAUCAGCACCCCCAUAUAAUCAAACCGAGUCUAAAGUUGACGAAAAACUGAUUUGUAACCUUUUUGGUACUAAUGUUGGAGAGUGGUCAAAUUGGUCCCUGGUCAAGUAGUCCCUGGUUAAAAAGAGGUUGGGAACCACUGCUCUAGACACUGAUGAAUGGGAAUUUUAGACAUUAUGUGAUAAAAGGAAAUAGUCUUUUACCCACUUUGCUCCUCUAGCUUUCAAGCAUAACCUUUAAGAUGACUUCAGAACUUGAGAAUCAUGUCUGGGUCUGAACUGGUUAAUUAGAGCCCUCGGUGGCGUAGUGGAUUAAAGCCUAGUGACUUGAAGGUUGGGUUGCUGACCUGAAGGCUGCCAGGUUCGAAUCCCACCCGGGGAGAGUGCGGAUGAGCUCCCUCUAUCACCUCCAGCUCCAUGCGGGGACAUGAGAGAAGCCUCCCACAAGGAUGGUAAAAACAUCAAAAAACAUCCGGGCAUCCCCUGGGCAACGUCCUUGCAGACGGCCAAUUCUCUCACUCCUGAGGCAACUCAAGUUGCUCCUGACACGGAAAAAAAAACUGGUUAAUUGUGGAAUUCAUUAGCAUCACAGUUCCUAUACUGCCCCAUAGUGGUAUAGGCUUCACUGGAAUUCAUGUCACAAUAUCCUUCAUGGUGACAUUAAUCUAUAUGUAAAACUGCAUGCUAAUGGACACUUCUUUCACUACUGCCUCUUUCUGUUCAGUGCUAUCACUGCUACAAAACGGAAACACCUGACAUAUCCUUAGGAUGGAAAUUUUAAUAAACCAGACCUUCCAUUAAGACAACCUAUACUCAAUGAAAUAGGUUCCAAGGAAAAUGAUCCAUCUUACUAAACAUUGUGCCUACCCUUGAUUAAAAUUGGUUACAAAGUGCCAAAGGGAUUCUAUUAACUGAAAACUCAGUUAGUAUUCAGGAACCUGAGUUCUUACGAGUGGUACUUGUUAAGAAAUGUCACAGGGAAUGAAGAAUGCUCAAUGAAGCUCAAACACUCCAGUAAUGGCUGCAGUUCCAGGAAAAAAAAAUCAGGUGGAUUAACCUGAUUUAUAUUCUCUAAUGUGCUCAUAUAGUCAUGUUUUAGAGACUUUUUUAUGUUCUGUCCUCUCUUUUUUUGUUCUCACUGUGCUCUUUUAGCAUUGAAGAUGGAAGCCCACAAAAUUCCUUGAUUGCAGUAAACUCAGUGAGAACUGUCUGCAUUGACAUGAAUAGGCACAUUUACUCAGGAGUAAUUCAGAUUAUUCAGUGACAUUAUUUCAAGGUUAACAUACAUCAGAUUUUAUUCUAAUAUCUCUAAUCUCUUCCAAUGCCUCAUGAACUGAGGAUAUCAGCUUCCCCCUGUAAGGCUGUGUCCCUAGACUUUGAGAUUUUCAAAAUGAAUGUUGAUAAUGUUCUUGCUUGAUUGAUAUUCAUCUCAUUUGUAAAAGCCACCUUCCAUUUUGAAAAAGCAAGUUCUCUGUUACUCAGGAAGUGGCUGAAAACCAUAGCCUACAUUAGUGAAAGAUUUUUAAAAUGACACUUGAAAAGCUGCAAUAAUUAGAAUACAAAAGCUUUACUCAAAAGAUAAACCAAGCAACAUGGCACCAUCGGUUUUACAAGAACACAGAGAGCUGCUGAUAAUAUUUAUCACAACUAUCUCAGGGACAUGAAGCAGGCGUUUCGACUCUGACAAAAUGUCAUGCCUUCCAAAUGAGUUAAUGUCACUAAGCUCUGUGCCUAGCCUGAAGGUUUGUGAUCUGGAUGAUCCAGAAAUAAAAGAAAGCACCAAGUAGUCUUCACAAAGUUUGUUGCCAUAGCAAGGGGAAACUUACCACUAUUGGGUAAUCAGUCUUGUUUAUGCCAGAAGCCUAAAGACUGGUAUUGUUAAUUCCCUGAAAUAGGUGAUAAGGUAUUUCUUCUAGUGAGUAUAGGGGUUUGCAUGUUUUUAAAUAUGUUGUAUUUUAUAUUAAAGCAUUCUUUCAGCACAUCAACUUUAGUUAUCACACAAAAGCUGACUGGCACAACCUGGGGCUCACAACCAGAUACAGUAAAGACAUCUGCCCUUGCACUUUGCUACUCUGCUACUACAUACGCAUGCCCACGUAGUGAGAAUACAUCUCACCAUGUCAAAACAGUGAAUGUGGCUCUUAAGAAGACAUGCCUCAUUAUCACAGGAUGUCUAUGCCCUACACCACUGGAUAAAUGAUACUGUUUAGCCGGUAUUGUACUACUUGAUAUCCAUCUGGAAGCAGCAGCCAGUAGUGAAAGGACCAAGGCAGUGACAUCUCUGGCCCAUCCUCUAUUGAGAUAUCAGCCAGUGUGCCAAUGUCUUAAAUCAAGAAAUAGCUUUCUAAGAUCUGCAGAGAUACUUGCAAGAACACCCUCAGAAAGUGAGCGUCUAAAAGUGGCAGGCUAAAAACCAGAUUCCUUCCUGGGCACACAGAAGACUGGGCGACUUGGAAAGUGCUGAACAAACUGCACUGUGGGACCAUGAGAUGCAGAGCCAACCUUAAGAAAUGGGGCUACAAAGUGGAGUCCAUGACAUAUGAGUGUGGAGAAAAGCAAACACAGACCACUUACUACAAUGCAGUCUGAGUCCUGCUACAUGCACAAUGGAGGACUUUCUCGCAGUGAUACUAGAGGCACUCGAAGUGGCCAGCUUCUGGUCAAUGGAAAUUUAGUAUAAUGCCAAGUUUUUAACUUUGUGGUUUUUUUUAUAUAACUUUAUUCUCAAUUUGCUUCUGGCAUAAUAAAUAAAUCAACUUUAGCUACCAUAAAACUGGAUCUCUCUGCAUAAUUCUUAAGAGGAAAGAUAAACAAAUCAACUUAUAUGAUGUACAAGCUACAAGAAGGUGCAGGUCUCCACUAAACUUGGAAUUUAACUCUUUCCUGAAAUAUAAAGCUUUGAAAGACUGCUGUUUGAAACCGUGGAGAUUAGCUGCCACUCAGAGCCAAAAACAUUGGUCUUGAUAGACUGAUAUGUGGUGGUGCUUCAAGCUUGUGAUGACAAUAUUAUUGUCUCAGGGUGAGCAAACCAGAACCCACAAGCCAGAGGGAGACUCCACUGCACCUCCUCAACCCCAUAUCUCCUCUCACUGACCUGACACAACCUAUACACAUUUUUCCCAAAUGCAAUUUGCCACAUCCUUGCUUUGCUUAGUCCAUUUUGUGCCCACGGGACCUUUACCAAAACCAGAAGUAACCACAAAACUCUGGAAGAUUCUCAAAUGUUGUGUCUCACUGCUUCCCUUAAAGAAGAGCUUCAAUACACAGUGCAGUGUUAUUGUACCUGUUUUGAAGUAAGUCUCAAUAUAGGGUUAGAAACUAAACCCAUUUAGAGUUGUCAGAUAUUUCAUAUGUGGCAAAUGAUUAGCAGCCAUUAUAAUUUACAGAGGCAUUUAUGUUUCAAAGCAAUUAUGCCAUCACCAUCUUCCCAUGAAUAAACAGCAAUUACAGAGACAUAAACUCUUAUUUACAAGCUCUGUAAUAGCCCGCAGACUCUUGUAUUGCUAACAGAUGGCAGAUCAGCCACCCUCUGCUUUCCCUCCCACAUAUCUGUGCUUAAUAAACACACCAUUUAAAGGGCUAUUUUCCCUGGUCAAUUUCACAUUAGUGACCAAGCUCUUCCUCAUGAGAAGUGACAGUCUGAUCAUGACAUUAAUUCUUGCUACACUCAGACAUAUGACUGCUGGGAAGGAUUAAGGAAUUAGAAGGGCCAGAACAGCUGCCACCUGAGCUCCAUUCUUCACCUAGAAUUGCUCUUUCUCUUUCUUUCCCCUCCCAUUUAUUUUGCUCUCUCUAGAAGGUUUCUUUCCUGAACCUUUUACAGCAGCGUGACAAACACGGGAUAGGGCAGUGGUUCUCAACCUGUGGGCCGCAGCCCAACAGUGGGCCACGAGAAUGAAAAUCCGGUCCACAAACCUUCCUCUUUAUUAUUUUAUUUUAUUUAUUUCUGCUCCUUUCCACAGAGCUGACCAUUCCAUUGGCUAAACCACAUCACCUCUGGAUUAUUUAUUAUGGUUGUCUGUGGGUGAGCAGAUGGCGACUAUUAGAUGGCAUAUGUUCUGUAUCAGAAACUAGAGCUGGUGUGGUCUAUUCAAUGCAAUUUUCUGAAUCAGCAGCCCAAAUAACCAAACCGAAUCUAAAGUUGACCAAAAAUGAAAUGGUGGCAAGGGGUUUAUAUAUUGAAUUUUUCCCUUUUUUUAAAUUAUCAUGUGCCAGGGCCUCCUGUUUUGUUUCAGAAUCCAUACCAAAAAAUCUUAUAUUGGAAUCACCUAGACUUGCCAAAAGGCAUGAGUAUUAUACCUGUACUUAUUGGGAAAUAUUAUCUUCUAUCCUGGCCUAUAUUUCAUGGCUAGGCAGAAGCGGCAGGUACCGACCACAUGAGCCUCGCCAAGACAGAAGAGACACUUGGCGUGGCCGUCGGAAUCAGGAAUUUUAGCAGCGCACUGCGUGCAGCGUUUGAAACGAGUAGUAGACAUGCGAAGAGUCCGAAGUGAACCUUGCGGCGGAAAAAAAGGAACUGGAGAGCGGACGCCCGGGGCUGCCUUAUAUGCCCCUUGGGAAGGGGGGCGUGGUUACCGCCAAAAUUUGAACUUCAGCUUGGAAGAGUUUCCGUCGGAACCUGCGCAGGCGCAGUUUCUCCAUUAGUGUGCAUUCACAGAGUACACGAAGAAAAAUAGGGUAGAAUAUAAAGUGUUAUUAUUAUUAUCAGUCCUAGCUAGCAUAUCCAAUGUUGAGAAAUGAUGGAUGAUGCAGUCCAGCAUCUGGAGGAGCCUUUAGUCCCCAUCCCUGCAUCAGAAAGUUCUUCUAGAAGGACCUCUAAUCUUCCAUAUCUAGUUGGAUUUUCAUCUAUUGGAUGUUGCAUGACAGUAGAACCAUCGUGCUAUAAUUGUGUAAUGUUGGAGUUCCUGGCUUAUAACAGGAGUGAGGAACAUGUGGCCAUCUAAAUGUUAUUUCAUCAUCAACAUUUAACAAUUUAGCCAAAGGCAAUAAGAACUUAGGAAACUUGUAGUUCAGUAAUAUCUAGAACAUUAUGUUCCCCAUUCCUGGUCACUUUCAAAUUUAUUAUAAUAGAAAAAAGACUAUUCUCAAUCACAUUGAUUCUAUCUCCUGAUAAUGACUAAAUGCUUCCGAGAAUCAAAGAUAUAUUGUCUCUGGUUAUGAAAGCAUAUUCAGCUGUGACUCUGAUGAUUCUAUCCAUACAUUAAUAUAUUUGGAUGACAUAUUGCCCUCAACCAGAACAGAUUGCUGAGAAUGACAGAAAAAAAACUUUUUCAGGAAUGGCCCAAUUUUUGCAUCUUAUUCCAAGCUGAUCUAUGGGAUAGCAAUGCUGCAUGUUUUUGGUAAAAUGUUUAAAGUAAAUUAUUUGAAUAUCUUUCAUAAACUGUCCUCAAAAUAAUAAGUGGAUGUUCUUAAGAUACUUUAGAAAGAAAAAAAAUUCCUUAUGAAUACAGACUAUGUGAAUAGAAAGCUGUAACAUGUUCUCACUUCUCAUUGAACCAUUUUACCCUUAUUCCAGAUAUAUGGGAUUAUUUCCAUGAGUGGAAAAAAGCACAACGGAGACAGAUAUAACAGGAAACAACUGUAGAGAUUAUAAGGAAAUGCGACAAAAAAUGAUAAACACUGGUCAUGUGAAAAACUGUCUCACUUCAAGGUAAAUGGAUAAUGUGCAAUGUUGUGGAAGCAGACUGAAUUUUUUCUUUUCCUCUUCUUCCCUGUAGUUUUCCAUCUCUCAGCAGAAUCUACCAAGAAAAAAUGCCGACUGCAAUCCAACCAAUACGCACAUGAAAUAUAAAAAUGUAUUCCAAAUUAUUCCACCUGGAUAUAUUCACCACACAGCUCCUCAGUGCAAUAAUGAAAAAUUACAGAUGACAAUUGGAAUGGCUCCAGACAUGUUUUCGGAUUGUGUGAUUUUAAGCAAUUUUUUUAAUUGACAUGUUUUAAUGAUGUGAUUUUAGAGUAUAUUUUGAUAUGUGUUCAAGGCAUCGAACUGUGCCUUUAUUGUAAGCUGUCCUGAGUCCUUCGGGGUGAGAAGGGCGGGAUAUAAAUAAAAUAAAUACAGUACAUACCACAAGAUCCUUAGUUAUGUAAUAAUUGUGAGGUUUAUAAUUGUCAUACUACUCACGUGCUCAUCUGCCUACCAAUAGCAAACUUUCAUUUUAAUAUCAUCCCUGAAGCAUGAUGAAAUAGAUGUAAAGGCAUUAAAAUAUUCAAUUUGCAUAGCCUGACAAGGCUAUAAAAUGAACCAUUGUAAUUUCUAUUGCUCACAUGCAGGAAACAGAACUAGGCAGUGCUAAAUGCGCCAGCACCUUCAUGGUUAAGAUAUUUGACUCAACCAAAUUCUUCAGUUAGAAGUCCAGACCUGAAUGUCUGGGGUGAAUAUGUAACCCUCUAGAUAUCAUUAGAUUGCAAAGCCUAUUACCUGCAGGUAAUAAUAAGAGAUCAUGGGUGUUCAUUGUAAAUUUUGAUAUUCCCACAAGCCUGUUGAUACCUUCUUCUUGUGCAUGAAUUCUGUUGGAGGCGGCAUGUAGAAAUCAGUCUUCAGAAAAUGCUAUUAAUACAUAAUGUAAGG
Molecule: messenger RNA, 9942 nt
Organism: Anolis carolinensis (green anole)
Lineage: Eukaryota; Metazoa; Chordata; Lepidosauria; Squamata; Anolidae
Exons: 3
Coding region: 1750-2730 (326 amino acids)
Source: RefSeq, a predicted model, not a curated record